This is a messenger RNA of Trypanosoma conorhini, 336 nucleotides long. RefSeq lists its product as uncharacterized. Lineage: Eukaryota; Euglenozoa; Kinetoplastea; Trypanosomatida; Trypanosomatidae. The transcript has a single exon. The record is from RefSeq and is a predicted model, not a curated record. Bases 1 to 336 code for a protein of 111 amino acids.
AUGCUGUCAUUGUACGAGGGUAGCCUCGGCCCGCUCGGCGAAUUUCGUGGGAACUGUCUUGGCGGCACACCGGACCGCGGUGAGCGGUGCGGCGAGGAGGUAGCAACGCUGUUGUCUUCACUUUGCCCUUUACGCGUCGACGUGCUACGUGAACCAGAGAUUCCCAUUGCUGCUGACGCCUGGUUUGCCCUUUCGAAGUCCUUCUGGGCGGUAAAUGAGGCCACUCUGCCCGCAGCCUCCGGGGGAAGUGGCUUGUUCUUUGGGUACAUGUUUCACGCCUCUGGUCCCUCUAUUCCUUCAGCAAAGUCGCUGCAACUCCGGUUUAUCUUCUUCUGA